AUGCAGCAAGACGCCACGAUUAGUCAAGACCCCGAAAGCCUCAGCUCUCACCCUGCCAGUUGCGUACUAGCCGAGAAGACAGUGCUCAACGAUCAAGCUGUGCAAGAUGGCUCCUCCCAGAUCAAGCUCGACCCUGACGAACAUCCUUUCAACUGGCCCGCCCGAAAGAAAUGGACGGCGACGAUGGUCAUCGUCUUUAUGACUGCGAAUAUCACCUUCUGCUCGAGUAUCCACGCCGCGGCAAUCCCUGGCGUCACCAAAACAUUCGCAUGUUCCCCGACCGUUGCAACGUUAGGAGUAACGACAUUCCUCGUCGGCUUUGCCUCUGGCCCAAUGUUGUUCGCGCCGCUCUCAGAAGCAUUGGGAAGAGAGAUUGUCUUUCGCAUUACCAUGUUUCUGUUCUUCUGCUUCAACAUCGGCUGUGCGCUAUCGCCCAAUUUUGCCGCUCUUCUAACAUUUCGGUUCUUCAGCGGCUUCUUUGGGUCACCCGUUGUGACCAACAGCGGCGGAUGCUUAGCAGACAUCUGGCCCCAAAGCCAUCGUUCGGUUCCAUUCGCACUGUUCACGACGGGCAGCUCCCUCGGCCCAGUCCUGGGGCCGGUGGCGGGGGGUUUUAUCUCGCAGCACCUGAAUUGGAGAUGGCUCUAUUGGGUCGUGACCAUCAUUGCCGCAUUCGUGUAUACCGCCAUGCUUCUCUUCCUCCCCGAGACAUACACGACAACGUUGCUAGAACGUAAAAUGGCAAAAGCAGGCAUCAAGCCCCCACGCCAAUCCUUCAAAGAGCAAUACUCCACCAACCUAACCCGACCAUGGCUCAUGCUCUUCACCGAGCCCAUCUUGUUCGUCCUCGGCCUUUACUCAGCCUUCGUCUGGGGUAUCCUGUACCUUGACUUCACCGCUUACCCAGUAGUCUUCCGGCAGACGCGCCAUUGGAGUGAGGGCAUUGCUGGAUUAUCGUUCCUGGGCAUCGGACUCGGCAUGGCGAUCGCAACGGCGAGCUCACCAUGGAUCAACGACAUCCACGGCAUAUGGGUCAAGAAACUCGGAGGCCUGACACCAGAGGCCCGGCUUCCACAUCUCAUUAUCAUAGCGUGGUUCAUCCCCGUGGCACUCUUCUGGUUCGGAUGGACGGCAAAUCCGCCCACCCACUGGAUCGCAUGCAUUCUCUCGGGUAUACCCUUCGGCAUCGGGUUUGUCACGCUCUUCCUGGGAACCAACGCAUAUCUAACCGACUGCUACGGUCGUUUCUCCGCGAGCGCAUUAGCUGCGAAUGCCGUGAUGCGGUCUUUGUUCACGGCUGGUUUCCCGCUGUUUGCGCGGCAGAUGUAUGUCAAGAUGGGGACACCAUGGGCUAGCAGUACGCUGGGGUUCGUCGCUUUGGUUAUGGCGCCAGUGCCGUGGCUGUUCUUUCGGUUCGGUCCGAGGAUUAGAGCGAGGUCCAAGUAUCAUCUCUGGACUGUGGAGUUGGAGGAGGCUGAGAAGGAACGGCGCUAG
This is a messenger RNA of Alternaria novae-zelandiae, 1494 nucleotides long. RefSeq lists its product as uncharacterized. The record is from RefSeq and is a predicted model, not a curated record. NCBI's taxonomy places the organism in Eukaryota, Fungi, Ascomycota, Dothideomycetes, Pleosporales, Pleosporaceae. The transcript has a single exon. Bases 1 to 1494 code for a protein of 497 amino acids. Gene Ontology annotation, biological process: transmembrane transport. Gene Ontology annotation, molecular function: transmembrane transporter activity.